Cinara cedri is the source of this 504-nucleotide messenger RNA. The record is from the annotation of a GenBank genome assembly. NCBI's taxonomy places the organism in Eukaryota, Metazoa, Arthropoda, Insecta, Hemiptera, Aphididae.
AUGGUGUUAUCCCCCACGGCUGAACUCGCUAUCGAGGACUACGGUGCCGUACGAGGUUUCGUCUGGAUUCUAACACGGGAGUUACGAAUAUAUAUUUGCUACAAUUCGAGAAAUGAUUCUGAUGUAAACUAUGCCGCGUUUCUCACUGACAUCGAGACUUCAGUGAGAUCAGCCAACCCACAUACUCAACUUAUCAUAGGGGGCGACUUGAACGCCUGGUCUCAGGAGUGGGGCUUGGCUUCAAAUGGCUACAAAAGGGACCAGCUCGCUUAUUGGGCGUCUAGCCUGGACUUUCUUAUUGGCAACUCUGGGCAGGCUCCCAUUAAUCAGAGAGUUAAUGUGGGUUCGGUCAUAGAUGUCACCUUCUAUCGAAUCUAUCCACCUAUUACACUUUGUGGUUGAAAGGUCUUGGAGGAUGUUGAAUCGGCUAAUGACCAUUCCUACAUUGAGUAUCAUGUUUCGUCCGCGGCUGAUGAAAAUUCUCGGCGUCUUGUUCGAGGCUGA